This is a messenger RNA of Fusarium vanettenii 77-13-4, 1122 nucleotides long. RefSeq lists its product as uncharacterized. Lineage: Eukaryota; Fungi; Ascomycota; Sordariomycetes; Hypocreales; Nectriaceae. The record is from RefSeq and is a predicted model, not a curated record. The coding region runs from base 1 to 1122 and encodes 373 amino acids. The transcript is spliced from 5 exons.
AUGGAAGUUGCAAAUGCUAUCAUCUUGUUCGACAGUGUGGAUCAGGGAAAUCUUUCCAGCCCGGCCUCUUACCCAAGGCUGACGCUCAGCGUCGUGCCGCAACGUUCGCGCGACCAAGUUCGAGCCAGGUUGCAAAUCACCCUCGUCGGGCUCCUCGCAACAGCGACGGCGGGGUACAUCACCGCCGUCGGCAGAUCCGCCAUCUGGUCUUGGGAGGAAACGAAUUCUGGAAAGCGAAUUCUGGAUUGGCAAGGGGGGAUCGAUCACUACAUCAUCGAGGCAGGGGUCCUUGGCGCCGGGAUUGAUGAGGGCAAGGGUCUGUGCGGCGAGGAAGAAAGACUUAUUCAAAAGGCUAUACAAGGCCAGGGGGCGGAGGCCUCGGAGCAACUCGACAAAGAUAACACAACAGGGGACAAGGAUCCAGGCGUGGACAAGGAUCCAGGCGUGGACAAGGAUUUAGGCGUGGACAAGGAUUUAGGCGUGGACAAGGAUCUUCGCGGCGACGAAAGACAGACGGUCGUUAAGUCGAACGGCUUGCGAACCACUCCAGCUUGCAGUGUCAGAUGCGAAGGGACAGUUGGGUCGGUAAUAUUUACGGCGACCAACGGCCAAGCCAAAUUAAUCAUAUGCAACCAGAGAUCUCUCAGAAGCUCACGCAGUGGCAGGUCGUCUCCUCGCGGCCCCCGGGGCUUGAGGUUGCCUUUGCAUUGCCCAGUUCCUCUCCCCUCACCCCUAUCGUUCCAACGUCCCAAGUCUUCCACAUUUACAGGCCAUAUCACGCCUUCCUGGAGACAACCAUUCUCUCUACUAGUCAACUGCUACCUUCCCGUACUUGAUUCUUCCGCUGGACAAUAUCGAUUGCCCCUCAUGACUGUCGACUCAUCUCCCACUGAGACCGGUCGUGUCCAUGACAACUUGCCGGCUGGCAGAGACUUUUCGAUGCUCUUGCCAUUCAUCUACGACACUUCUUCCUUUUCUGAUCGUCAAGUCCAAGUUGCCAACGCCGGUACCAUCGUCGCGUCGACCGUCGUGGAGGGUCAAGCACCUGCACGUAGACACACCAGCAUCAAUGCGGCCGACCCUGCAAUGGGAAAGAAGGGAGGCAAGGCUGUUGAAAAGUGA